Messenger RNA from Thelazia callipaeda (thelaziosis nematode), 411 nucleotides. NCBI's taxonomy places the organism in Eukaryota, Metazoa, Nematoda, Chromadorea, Rhabditida, Thelaziidae. The record is from the annotation of a GenBank genome assembly.
AUGGAACUUCGAACAAUUUUGCAGGAGAGAACCCAAGAAGGGUUAGUAAACAGCCAGCCAAUGUUGCAAAUGUGUUCAGCACUUUUGCAGGCCUUAAGGCUCUUGCUAAUCCUUCAACUUAUCCUCAGUACUUCACUGUGUAGUUCUAAAAGGUACAAGAAGUACCAUCACCGAAGAUAUGAUUUAACUCUCUCCAUUCGGAAUCACAAUGUCACAGAGGCUAAGUUUUUCCGCCUGAACGGAGUAGGAAAUACUGCUGAUUUCACUGUGGCACCGGGUGAUGUAAGGCGAAAAGGUUUUUGGACGUUGUUCGUAGAAUUCCCCGGAAAUCGAUACUCGAAAUCUCCUAGAAAGAUUAUUUCUCGGGAUUCUUAUAAUCACUGGGUUCGUGCUUUCAUUUUUCCUUACUGA